This is a messenger RNA of Letharia lupina, 1026 nucleotides long. RefSeq lists its product as uncharacterized. The transcript is spliced from 3 exons. The record is from RefSeq and is a predicted model, not a curated record. The coding region runs from base 1 to 1026 and encodes 341 amino acids. Lineage: Eukaryota; Fungi; Ascomycota; Lecanoromycetes; Lecanorales; Parmeliaceae.
AUGUCUACAUCGAUGGCCGCACGCGUACGCCGACUCAAGAAUUCUCUACAAUUCUGGGCCGAUGAUCCGACGGGCUACUAUAUUGGCGAGCACCUCGGAGGAUCUUCAAGCAACGAUCAAGAGGAUAGUGUCACAUUAGCAUUCAUUCAAGUCGCCGCCAAAAUCCAAUUGUUCUGUUUCAAGUCACAAGAGAUGAAGUGUUAUGUGGCGAUGGCCUUCCUCUGGGUAUUGCAACUUCUGGUUUCUCAUUCUCACGCCUCAGCUAUUUCCGGUCGCUUGCUUAAUGGGGCGGUGUUUUUGGGGAUUCUGAACUCGGCACGGAGACGUAGUGACUAUUCAAUAAAGACACCAAAGUACACUUUGCCAAGGAUCUUGCAAGGCACGCCUAGAGGGGAAGGCUUCAACGCCGAAGCCUGGUCAACUGCGCCUCAUGCGGCAACCGGUUUUUUGCAAACAUACCUUUGGUCUGACAAGCACUGGUCUCCCGGUAAUCCUUCACCCACCAGCACUGUUUCAGCGCAUGUAACCUCGCAAGCCUCGGCAGUACGCGCUGUCUGGACACACGAUCUUCAGACCAUUAACAAUGAAACAUCGAAGCUUUCGUUGCCUCAGCUUCGUGAGUAUGAAACCUGGAUUGAAGGGUAUGAGCAUAGCGGACCAUACGAGGACAUCAUACUGAACCAGCCACUUUUCGCCAUGACUAACAUAUCCUCCCUCACCACGAUCUGGAUAGCGCCAAAGUCCAACAUGAACUCCGUUACGACGGGACUUGUGGUCAUAGGUCCCAUAGAAGAGAAGACUGGCCAACGUUACGGACUCGGCUGCUCGAUAGAUGCCCGAUGGAAUAAAGCACAGCAUAUCAUGACACAAUCGUCAUCAUAUUCGCUAGAGAACACUGGCAAAUAUAUUGGCGCAACGAUCAGCAGUGCACGCUCUUCGGCGGACAUCGUAGAUAAAGCUUUAACCAUAAUUGAUAGUGACGGCAAUUGGAGACACAUCAGCAACCAGGAUGGCUUGAGGCCUUAG